AUGGACUUUGCAGACAAUACUGGUGCAAAUACCACAUUCAAUUCCCAAUUCAACAUCGAGCAGAACGAUAUCAAGAUAGAGUACCAUCCGAAUAGUGGCAAACCUCCAGUAAUAGAGCGAUUCGAUAUCCACACUGCAGACCAUGACCAUGUACCUUCGAAUGAUUCUCGCCUUAGGCCAUGGCUGCCAUUCCGUACUCGCAUGGAUUUUGAAGUGGCGACAUUAGCUCUGGAGUGCUCAAUGAACGACAAACAAACUGAGAAAUUGAUUAUGCUGUUGAAUCAUGUCCAGCAAGGCUUCGAUAAAUGUACAUUGAAGGACUACAAGGAAGUACAGGAUACAUGGGAUCUUGCCGCUGAGAAGUCAACAAAGUUCACUCAAGACGUCAUCCAUGUUCAAUAUCGCGAAACUAUUCACGACUUUGAUGUCCAUUUCCGACCGUUAUGGGACUGGCUACAGGAACUUCUAAUGGACAAGGACAUCGUAUCGAAAAUGGAGUGGCAUGCUCAGCGUCUGUUCAAAUAUGAUGCAAAUCGUGGAAUUUGGACCCGUUUCCGGAAUGAGCCAUGGACUGCUGAUAGGUGGUGGAAACUUCAGGAUACUCUUCCUGCAAACGCGGUCCCUCUAUUCAUCAUUUUCUAUGCUGACAAGAAUAAGUUGUCUUCGUUUGGUACGGCAAAAGGUUAUCCAGUGGUAGCGCGAUUGGCAAACCUACCAACUGACAUUCGGAAUGGUGUCGGUGAGGGUGGUGGUCGGGUCGUUGGAUGGUUACCAGUCGUUUCCGAGGAUUCGAAUCGGAGCAACAAAACAGAUUUCGUCAAUUUCAAAGCUAUUGUCUGGCAUGAAUCUGUCCUCAAAAUACUCGAGUCGCUCAUUGAGUACUCUCAGACGGGUUAUAGUAUGUUUUGCGGUGAUCAAAUCUGGCGGCUCAUCUAUCCUCUACUCCUUCUUGAAUCAUCAGACUACGAAGAACAAUGUAUUAUGGCAUUGAUACGAGGUUUGCAUGGUCUUUGUCCCUGUCCAAAAUGCUUCAUCCCCAAUGACAAACUUUCGGAACCGACCAAUGCAGAGCUACGAACGGCUGCACAUGCCCAUGAACAACUACAGAUUGCAAACGCCAAACCUAGCAAGACUGAGAAGGAGAAAAUUUUGAAGAAAUUUAGCAUGCGGCCAAAUGUUUUUAUGAAGCUUGCUAAUGGAGAUCCCUACGCUGGUUCAUCUUUUGAUGACUUACACUUCCAAGAUAGUGGUCUCUGGGGUGAUCAUAUAUUUCCCCUACUCAAAGCUCACAUCUCGGCGCUCUCUACUGCUCGAGACACAUCAACUCUGUUGGAUGACCGUUUCAAAUUGUUUCCGCGAUGGUGCAAACUUCACCAUUUUCCAGAUGGAGUAUUCAAAAUCACCUUUAACGAUGGUUCAAAACAUCGUGAUAUUUCAAAGGUUUUUUUGUAUGUUGCAUAUGACCUUUUACGCGAGGAUAACGAUAAGGCUGGAUACGAGCUAUUGAAACUCACCCGUACCUAUGUCAAUGUUAUCAUGUAUUCAGCGCUCGAAAACCAAACUGACGAAACUAUCGCUGCUGGGCGGCUUGCCAUAAACAAGAUGUUCACUGCUAUCAAGGUUGUGUCUGUGCUGUCGUGGAACUUCAUCAAGCUGCACUACCAUCAGCAUCUAUUUGAUGAUAUCGAAGAGAAGGGAAAUCUUCGAAGUACCAGUACCCGUCCAAAUGAGAAGUUACAUGGUCCAAUCCGCAAGAUAUACCUACGACAAACAAAUUUCAAAGAUGUUGCAAAUCAAAUUGUGCGCAUUGACCACCAGUGUGUUGUUGCGGGCUUAAUUCGCAGCCAGCUUAAUGUACUUGAUUCACUUCGAUGCCCAGAGAUGGAUGAUAUCAUUCCUGAAGAUGCCGAGAAACCUACCAGGAACUCACACUUCGAGAUUGGAUCAAGGCUUCCUGCGGUUACUAUGGGUAUCCUCGAAGAAUCUGAGCGACUUUUUGAGCACUUUUUUAGGCGAUUGUCGAAGUUUAUGUCUGGACUGCUUCGUGCAUCAGACAUUGAGCUUCCAGGAAAUCAAGACAUCAAGUAUACUAAACAUGAUAUGGUCACGCCCUACCAGUAUCUGAAGGUGAACUAUCUUUCACUCGAUACUUGGAAGGUUUCUGUCGAUUAUCUUCGAUGUAAUCCUUUCUUCAACAAAGAACCACGCUACGACUUCGUCAUCUUUGACUCCAUAGACGGACCUAUUUUUGCACAACUCCGUUACAUUUUCACCUGCACCGUUGGUGAUAACCUAUAUCCUAUUGCACUUGUACAGUCAUAUAAAGCUGUCCCUACAACACGACGGCCUCGAUCCGACAAAUAUCAUGGCCUCCUUCGCCUACAGCAGGACAACGGUACAGAAUUUAUUUCUGUGCGAUCCAUCAUCCGUGGUGUGGUGGUUCUCAAACUAUCAGAGCGGGAAGCAUUUGUUUGGGAUGUCUUGGAUAAUGAUAUGUUUCUUCGAGUAAUCUCAUCCUUCCCUGGGUAUACGUCAGCUUGA
This is a messenger RNA of Lentinula edodes (shiitake mushroom), 2541 nucleotides long. RefSeq lists its product as uncharacterized. Bases 1 to 2541 code for a protein of 846 amino acids. The record is from RefSeq and is a predicted model, not a curated record. The transcript has 11 exons. NCBI's taxonomy places the organism in Eukaryota, Fungi, Basidiomycota, Agaricomycetes, Agaricales, Omphalotaceae.